AAGUUACUUUGACCACAGUUAGGAAUAGCAGACAGAAUAUUAGACAUUUUAGGAUAAGAAUGAAUUUAAGAAAUAAAUAUUGCAUUGAUUAAAACAUUUUCAAUUAAUUGAAUAAAACUAUAGAUGAUGAUGAUGAAAACUAGAAUUUUGCAUCUUUUUCAGUGCUGAAUUAACUGAAAAUUUAAAUUACUAAAAGCUACAAGUACUCGAAAGCGGCAUCCACAACAAGCAGGUGCCAUACAUAUCUAUUGAUAGGAGAGCAUUCCUUUGCCAUUGUGGAGCGAGGAGAAGAACUAGAUAUGAGUGGGCUGGCUGCCAUACCAGACCUGCUCCCUACUCUUCCAUCUCAGCAACCUCAAAUCAUCAAAGAAGGAUGGCUCUUAAAAAGAGGUGAACACAUCAAAAAUUGGAGGCCCAGGUACUUUAUCUUAUUAGAAGAUGGAUCUCUCAUAGGGUUUAAAAGCAAACCCGAGCAUGGUUAUGCUGAUCCCCUUAACAAUUUUACUGUCAGAGGUUGUCAGAUAAUGAAGGCAGAUCGUCCCAAGCCCUUUACUUUUAUAAUUCGAGGGUUGCAGUGGACUACAGUUAUAGAGAGAACUUUUCAUGUUGAGUCAGAAAAAGAAAGGGAUGAAUGGAUGAGAGCUAUCCAGUAUGUUGCUGAUAAAUUGCAAGAUCAAGAUGUGGAAAUGUUAGAUCAGCAAGGGGAAGACAGUAUCUUUGAGAAACUGAACAUAUCAACAAGAACCUCAGCCAACAAAGGCAGAAAAAUUACACUUGAUAAUUUUGAGUUCCUCAAGGUCUUAGGAAAAGGCACAUUUGGUAAAGUCAUUCUUUGUAGGGAGAAGGUAUCAAACUUGCUUUAUGCCAUUAAGGUGCUCAAAAAGGAAGUUAUCAUUCAGAAGGAUGAAGUAGCUCAUACGUUGACAGAAAAUAGAGUUUUAAGAAACACAAACCAUCCCUUUUUAAUUUCUCUUAAGUAUUCAUUCCAGACAGCUGAUCGGUUGUGUCUUGUGAUGGAGUAUGUAAAUGGGGGAGAGCUUUUUUUCCAUCUCUCUAGAGAACGGAUUUUUAGUGAAGAAAGGACUCGUUUUUAUGGUGGGGAAGUUUUACUAGCCUUGCACUACCUCCAUACUCAAGGAAUUAUAUACAGGGAUCUAAAGGUGUUGGAAGACACUGACUAUGGUAGAGCAGUUGAUUGGUGGGGCUUGGGAGUUGUCAUGUAUGAGAUGAUGUGUGGUCGAUUACCAUUUUACAAUCGUGACCAUGAUAUUCUGUUUGAGCUCAUAUUAGUUGAAGAAGUAAAGUUCCCCAAAAAUCUGUCUCCUGAAGCAAAAAGUAUGCUAAGUGGGCUUCUUGUUAAAGAUCCCAAAAAGAGACUUGGUGGAGGGCAGGACGAUGCAAGAGAGAUCAUGAUCCACCCAUUUUAUCGUGCAAUUAACUGGCAGGAUUUGCUGGAAAAGAAGGUUACACCACCGUUCAAGCCACAAGUGACAUCAGAUACGGAUACACGUUACUUUGAUCAAGAGUUUACUGGGGAAACAGUGGAGCUGACUCCACCGGAUCAUGGUCCCCUUAAUUCCAUCUCUGAAGAAAUGGAACAGCCUUACUUCCAGCAGUUUUCCUUCCACGGUAGCAGUGGUGCACUUGGACAUAAUAUUGACCACUAAGCUCUGACUGUGGAAAGUUCAAAGUGUCUGUUUAGCAUAUAUAUUGUCUCAUGUAUUUGAUAGGGAGAAAAAAGGUCCUCAGUAGGGGCAGAUCAAAGAUAUUUUAUUAAAAAGUUGUCAGUUCAGAAGUUUUGAUCUACGUGUGCUAUAUCAAAGUUACGCCUCUCAAGUGAACGUUUUGUAAUUUUCUUUUCUCUUAUUGUGUUAGUAAAGAGAAGAAGAAGUAUGAUAUUCAUUUGUAAAUUCAGUGUAUGAAUGAUAGUGUUAAGAAGGCUAUUUUUUUGUAUAUUCAUAAUCCCGGUGCAUAUGUUAUUGAUGUGGGUAAAUUUAAAUCAUGUUAAAGGCCUUUGUUGUUAUCUUUGUCAUUGGGCAGUCUCUGUGCGAUAUGGUAACAUUGAAAUUUCUGCAUACAAUUCAAGAUUUCAGACAGGUCUGGUUGUGUAUUUUUGUGAAUGUUUGUUGUUGUUGUUUUUUUUUUUAGUAAGUGUGUAUUUUUCUUCUGUUGUGAUCUGCCCCUGCUUGAGUAAAGCUGGAUCUUUGUUGUACAAAACUAGUAGAAACACACCUAAUUGUCCAUUUGUGUUUCUUUCAUAUCUUAGUGUAAAAUCCAAGCCGGGCAGAGAAAGAAAGAAAGAACUCUGGAAAACCUUAGUUUCCUGAUAAAAUGUUAAGGUUGUUUUAAGACCUUGUACGUCCAACUAACACUUAGAUGUGGCUGAGAGUAAUUGUAGGAUGUGAUUGGUCACAUCUUACUUUCAUAUAAACCUGUAGAUACUUCAAGAGGUAUUGUUUUUUUUUUUUGUCAUGCCCAGCAGGAGAAUUUAUUCACAGUAGUUGCAGCUGUCCAUUGCUUUUUUUAUUCUUUAUUGUGACAAUAAGACUCGAGAGUAUAUUCUUCCACAUCACUGUUAGUGGUACUGUCAUUUUUUGUUUAAGCAACUAUAUCAUUUCUGUUGAACAGUUACUGCAUUUAACCAAGUGAACUUACACUGCUUCAUCUUCCCAAAGCAAUUUUUAUAAACCAAUACAGUUUAACAGUAACCUUUUUUUUUUAAUAUAAUGAACAAGCUUGUUAUAGCAAACUUUCAUUUUCAAAAACCAUUUUAUGUUAUGUUAUGUUCCACAUAUGUAUGUAUUUUUUAAAGAAAUGAAACAAAAAUAGAACUUCGUAUCUGCUAAUAUAUUUUUUUUUCUGUUUUUGACUUGUGUUUUCAGAAGAUCUUAGAUGUGGAAUAAAUUUUCUCUUGAAAGUAUGACCAGACAUAUGCAAUACUUAAUGCAUGUGAUUAAGUUAACUGAAUUAACUGUUAUUAUCUGAUCGUGGAUUUUCUUUGUUAUUCACUGUUCAAAUUUUUCUUAUGCUAACUGAUAAGUGCUGUGUAUUUAAAAAAAAAGUACUUUAGGAGUUUCUAGUAUUGGUCUCGUUAAUCUUUGUGUUAAAAAGCUGCAGUUUGGUUUUUUGUAUUGACCUGAAUGGCAUGUGUUUCAGUUAAGUGUAUGUAUGUUAGUUAAGGAAAAACAGAACUAAAUACAAGGAGAUGUGCCUAUUUUUUAUUAUUAUUUAUAAUUAAGACAUGCAUAAUGUAUAACCAUAAUUAGAUAGCAUUAACUUUUGUUAGCUUUAGAUUGCCCAGUAUAACAGAAUAUUAAAUACUGCUGGAAAUUUUCUUCCUGAAGUUGUUUUGUAAUCUUUUUGCAUACCUCUUGGGUCCCUUGAACUCAUUAAUUAUGUAUUUUUUCUUAGCCAAUGCAAGUAUGUCUGGUUGAAUCUGUAUUACCUGAGUAAGGUAAUGUUUUGUUUAUAUUUGGUAUUGUUGAUGAGUGUAAAUAUGGGUAGACAGCAGCGACCAUUUCAGUUAUAUAUUGUUAUGAUAAGGUUACACUAAUUUCUGCUUUAUUUGCAGUACUGUCUAGUGAAGGUUGUUAAAAUGGCAUUAGUAAAUUACUCUGAAUGAUAAUAAACAUGAUAAAGUUAAGUUUUUAGAUAUCAUUGGAGUAUCAUGUAAAAGUUAUUGUGACCUUAUUUUUAUUUUGCCACUGUCAACAUGAAGAAUUUUCUUUCUUUUAUUCUUAGCACAAAAGUAAUUGAUGGCUAAUAUUUCAUAGGAGUACUUGUUUGUAAGUUUAUCUUAUUUUACUCUCUGUGAAAAGUAAUGAAAACAUAGUAUCUCGUGAAUUUAUUGAUAAAUGCUAUUAUUACUCUAAAAAUAGUUUUUUUUUUAAUAUUAGGUCUCUGUUUUAUUGAAAGCCCUUUACAUGUAAUUAAGAAAACUCUUUACUGGCACGUCCCUUUUUUUGGCACCUAAUUUUUAUUUGCCAAUAACAAGAUCAGAUGAGAAAGUAAUUCUGAUUUAAAUAAUCAUAUGAAAGUGCAUGCACUUGUGACGAAUCAAUCCCCAUAACUGAUCAAUAACAAGAUCAGAUGAGAAAGUAAUUCUGAUUUAAAUAAUCAUAUGAAAGUGCAUGCACUUGUGACGAAUCAAUCCCCAUAUUUUCUAUAUAUGUCUAAAAAAUGGAAUUCUUGUUUCAUGUCAGUCUUACAUACAAUGAAAGUUGUGUUAUUCAACUGAUGCUUGUCUGGUAGUGUGUAUAUAAUAUAGAAUAUUGCUUCUGGUUUAAUCUGGCUAACCUACAAAAGAAAGACAUUUGCAGAUAUUUUUACAACAAGAAUUAUUGCUUGUGAUGAGGUGGUUUCAAAAUGUCAACCUAAACAUACCAGUGUUUGACUCUUUAAAUUUUUUUACUUUCCUUUUUCUGACAGAUUACCACUAUACAGGACAAUUAAAUGAAGUUUUUUUUAUUCAGUAUUCUGAAAAGUAUUUCUUGAUUAUAAGUCCAUACCAUGAACUAUUGGAAGUGUUGAAUUAGAAAAAAAAUUAUGGUCAUGUUAUAAGUUAAUUUUGUAAUUUCCUUAUUGGAAAUUGACUCCACGAUGCAUUUGAGAUUAAACUGUACUUGAUGUCAUGUAAAUGUAUCGAUAAUUAUUAAUAAUGAUCAACUGUGAUUCUACAGUACAUUGUCAUCUUUCUUGUUAUUGUAAUAAGGUUAUGACAACUAUCUGCCAUUAUUAGAUUGAGCAGUUUAAUCCACAUAUUGCCAACAAAGACAAACUUUACCACUUAAAUGUGAAGACAGGAAUUAUUAUACAAACCUAUUUUUAACAUCUCUGAAUAUAAAAUGUUAUGCAUUCUUGUACUUCAUAUCACAAAACUUAUAUUUAAUCAUGUUCUAUGACAGGUAGUAUGUUGAAUGAGAUUUGGAUUACCUUAAAGUUGUUUUGUACAAGAAUGUCCUAAAAUUUGAGGGUAGAAUUUUUUUCGUCGUGUGUAUAGUUGGUGACCUGUCAGUGCAAUUGUGGCUUUUGUGAAUUAGUAUACUGCUAUUCAUCCAAAUGUGUCAUUACUAGUAAACACGUGUAAAGGUAUAAUGUACCUAAUUUAUUUAGCAGACUUUAUUUUUUUCAUAAAAUUUAAUAAAAAACAAACACGAAACUUAAGCUUGUUGUUAGGUUUAACCUUUGUAUCCUGUCAUGUAUCACCGACACUGUAGCUCUUAUGUACAUGGAACUGGUAUAUAAGGCUAGAUAUAAUGACGUAACUGGAAAAAAAUAUUAAACUAACCACGAAGGUGGCAUAAACUUGAAGUUUGUUGGAACUAAAAAGCAUAUAAAUACUCUACUUUUCACCAGGUUUACUUGGCAUCUUCAGGUGAUUGACAUACCAUGGCCUGAAGUUGCCAGGUCAAUCUGGUAAAAUGUAGCGUAUUUAUAUACUUUUUACUUCCAACAAACUCCAAGUUUGUGCCAUCUAGAUUGUUAUUUUGGUAUACAAGACAUUUGGAUGUUUGUUUUUACCCUGAAACUUCAGUUUAGAUGUAGCUUCCAAAGACAUCAUUCAUUAGUACUCGUAUUUAAGAUAGGAAUACGUGUCUUAUUAACAAGUUUGAAGUUUCCCAAAGAAACAGUAGAAACAUCUGAGUGGAAAUUUAGUCAUCAUUAUUUUCUAUGCUAUAAUAAUCUUGAUUACUGAAAAAGAAGCUUGUUGCGUAUAAGGUAUGGGAGUGGCAUAUGUUUAAAUGAUUAAGAAAGGUGAACCUUGGUAAGAAUGUUGUCCUAAUUAUGUAUAGAGAUAAACUAAAACUUUUUACUUGUUAUUUUUUCUAAGCAUAAACAUACACACUUAAACUGUUCACAGAUGCUUUGCCAUCUUAUGCAUUUUGGAAUUAAAAUUAAGCCAACCUGUACAAUAUUUGAGAAAAUGAGUUUGGAACUAUUGUACUCAUAACAUGAAAUGAAAGUAGAAAAACACAAAGUGAAAAUUGUGAUUAUCCCGGUGGUUUAAAUAUAAACACUGGUUUUGUAUUUAGCUGUCAAAAAAAAAA
Limulus polyphemus (Atlantic horseshoe crab) is the source of this 6047-nucleotide messenger RNA. RefSeq names its product RAC serine/threonine-protein kinase-like. The record is from RefSeq and is a predicted model, not a curated record. NCBI's taxonomy places the organism in Eukaryota, Metazoa, Arthropoda, Merostomata, Xiphosura, Limulidae. Gene Ontology annotation, biological process: protein phosphorylation. Bases 300 to 1667 code for a protein of 455 amino acids. Gene Ontology annotation, molecular function: protein serine/threonine kinase activity; ATP binding. The transcript has 11 exons.